AUGACCCGUAGCCUGACCCAGAAACGCAUUGACGCCGUGCUGGCGAAGCGCGACGCCGGCAUCCCGCCCGAGUGGCGCCCCUCGCGUGGCGCCCCGUCCCUCCUGGACGCGAAGGAGCGCGCGAUCAUCGCGCUCUCCGCGACGGCGUUGCGCGACGAGCUCGCGGCCGGCCGGCUUACAGCCGUCGCCGUCACCACCGCAUACUGCAAAGCGACCAACUGCCUCAUCGAGCUGUAUGCUGACGACGCGUUGGCCGCCGCGCGGCGCCUCGACGCCGAGUUCGCGCGCACCGCCCGUCCCGUCGGGGCACUGCACGGCGUGCCCGUCAGCCUGGCGGACGACGUGUGUGUGCGGGGACACGAUGCGGCGGCCGGCUUCCUCUCGCUCGUAGACAAGCCAGCGGCGGAAGACGCGCACGCCGUGGCGAUCAUGCGCGAUGCAGGCGCCAUCUUUUUCUGCCGUGCGUCCUCCCCCGGAUAUUUCGGAACGACCACAAACCCCGCGAACGCGGCGCUGACGAGCGGGAGCGGCGAAGGCGCGCUGCUCGGCAUGCGCGCUUCGCCGCUCGGCGUGGGCACCGACGUCGGCGGCGGCGUGCGCGCCCCCGCCGCCGCGACGGGCGUGUACGCAUUCAAGCCGACGUCGGGCCGCCUGCCGUCCGUCGGGGCGAGCGUAAUCCACCCGGCGGGAUGGCACGGCAUGCCGCGCACGCCGGGCGUGCUCGCGCGCGCCGCCCCCGACCUCGAGCUGUACAUGGCGCUUAUGUGCGGCAGCACCCCGUGGCGCCGCGACCCCGCGCUCUCCGUGCAGCCGUGGGUGCCCGCCCAACGGCGCAAGUUCCGCGUCGGGAUACUGCGCGACGACGGCGUCGUCGCCCCCGUCGAGGCUGUCGAGCGCGCGCUCGAAAUCGCCGCAAACCGCCUCCGGCGUACGUGUGACGUGCGGCCUUUCGAGCCGUUCCACAGCGCGCGCGCGUGGGACCUCGUGCGCCGCCUGUACUGGCCAGACGGCGGGGCGCGGGUCAUGGACGCGCUCGCGGACUCGGGCGAGGAGGUGCGCCCGCUCACGCGUUGGAUCAUCGAGCAGAGCGGGCAUGCGGGGCGCAGCAUGGGCGCCGAGGAGCUGUUCGCGCUCUGCGCGGCACGCGACGAGUUCAGGGCACGCCUCGCGGCGCAUUGGGAGGCCGCGGGCGUAGACGUCGUCCUCAUGCCGGUUGGGCCGACGCCGGCCCCGAAGCACGGCACGGCGAAGUACUGGAAUUACACGUCGUAUUGGAACCUCGUGGAUUAUCCCGCCGGCGUGUUCCCCACUGGCUUGGUCUGCGACAAGGAGGAUACGCAUGACCCGUACUGCUUUCCGCGUAAUAGCGUCGAGAAGGAGAUAUGGGAUAGCUACGAUCCCGAGGCUCAGGCUGGCGCCCCGCUCUGCCUCCAAGUUGUCGGGCAGAGGGGGUAUGACGAGGACACGCUCGCGGCGCUACAGGAGAUCGCGGCGGCCGUGCAGGCGUAACGCGGGGUGUACAGGAAGUCUUGUUAGUCAAGUGUGCUGGAGUGUAAGGUCGAGCCUGCACCAGCGGCAAAGACCGCUGCAGACACUGCAAUAUGACGUGAGAUGGACAAUGAACUGGGACCCCUUGGGUGGCGAGGAAAUUUCGCAACUCGAAACGCGUUUCGUCAAACGGGGAGAAGCGGCGCGGGAACCUAUCCCGCCCCCUGCCAGUUACGCGUUCCGCGCCUGCGCACUCUGCGGAAGGUGGUGUUUGAUCGACACGGGAGGUGUUAGUAUGUUGAGCAAUGCAAGGUUGCGCCUCGUCAGCGCAGACGACGCAAUUGAUGACG
Molecule: messenger RNA, 1838 nt
Organism: Cutaneotrichosporon oleaginosum
Lineage: Eukaryota; Fungi; Basidiomycota; Tremellomycetes; Trichosporonales; Trichosporonaceae
Source: RefSeq, a predicted model, not a curated record